This is a messenger RNA of Helianthus annuus (common sunflower), 1072 nucleotides long. RefSeq names its product NAP1-related protein 2. The coding region runs from base 105 to 869 and encodes 254 amino acids. The record is from RefSeq and is a predicted model, not a curated record. NCBI's taxonomy places the organism in Eukaryota, Viridiplantae, Streptophyta, Magnoliopsida, Asterales, Asteraceae. The transcript is spliced from 10 exons. Gene Ontology annotation, cellular component: chromatin; nucleus. Gene Ontology annotation, biological process: nucleosome assembly. Gene Ontology annotation, molecular function: histone binding; chromatin binding.
AUUUUCUUCUUCUUAAAACCCUACACAAACUCAAAACCCCCCAAGUACUUUCUUCUUCUUCUUCUAACACCCGAUCGUCCAAAUUCCAAAUUAGGGUUUCCAAAAUGGUGGCUGACAAAGGCAAGAAGCCCAAGGUCGGAGACAAAAUCGAAGACGGUGGUGAACAAAUUGACGCUGACCUUGUUCAAUCCAUUGAAAAGUUGCAGGAGGUUCAAGAUGAGCUCGAAAAGAUCAACGAGGAGGCAAGUGAUAAAGUAUUGGAGAUCGAGCAGAAAUACAAUGAGGUCAGGAAGCCGGUGUACGACAAGCGGAAUGAUAUUAUCAAGUCAAUUCCCGACUUUUGGUUGACUGCUUUCUUGAGUCACCCUGCUCUCUCUGAUCUUCUUAAUGACGAAGACCAAAAAAUAUUCAAGCAUCUAACCUCUCUUGAAGUUGAAGAUAUGAAAGAUGUGAAGUCGGGUUACUCGAUCACCUUUAACUUUAGUCCCAACCCGUACUUUGAGGAUACAAAGCUCACAAAAACUAUCACUUUCCUUGAUGAGGGAACUACAAAAAUUACUGCAACGCCAAUCAAGUGGAAAGAGGGCAUGGGACUUUCAAAUGGAGUUACACAUGAAAAGAACGGAAAGAAACGGCCCCUUGAGGAGGACAGCUUCUUUAGCUGGUUCAGUGGGACCCAACGGAAAGAUGAUAUGGAUGAAAUUCCCGAUGGGCAGGUUGCGGAAAUGAUCAAAGAGGAUUUAUGGGUUAAUCCUCUUACUUAUUUCAACAAUGAUGCUGACGAAGAAGAGGAGUUUGGUGAUGAGGAUGAUGAAGAGGACAUUGGCACAGACGACUCGGAAGAAGACGAGGAAGACGACCAAGAAUAGUGAGUCUGUUAAGGUUUUCGACUAAGUUUUCAGCUUUAGGGAUUUGAUAGCCGUUUAUCAAUCGGCCGGGUUUAUAGUUAAAAAUGGUGCUUGCUAUUUUGAAGUUCUAAAUUAUGGUUUUGUUCUAUUUUUUUAAAUGUCUCUUAUCAACUGCAAAAGUAGAAAUAGGACACUAGCUAGCCCGACAUCGUGCUGUCCAUCCA